UCAAACCAAACCAAAAGUUAUUGAAUGCUUGUCUAUGGACAAAUGGUUCGGAGAGAAACGUCUCUGGCUGUUUGGUAACCACCUUCCACUUCUGCCCAGAAGACCACAAGGUAGCAGCAAAAUGGAUCGCUACGAGAAGCUCAGUCGGCUGGGCGAGGGCUCCUACGGCGUGGUCUACAAGUGCCGGGAUCGGGAAACGGGUGCUCUGGUGGCGGUCAAGAGGUUCGUGGAGUCCGAGGACGAUCCAGCCAUUCGAAAGAUUGCACUGAGAGAGAUUAGGCUACUAAAGAACCUGAAGCAUCCGAACCUUGUCUCCCUGCUAGAAGUGUUCAGACGGAAGCGGCGCCUCCACCUGGUCUUCGAGUUCUGCGAGCUGACCGUGCUGCACGAACUGGAGCGCCAUCCACAGGGCUGUCCGGAGCACCUGACCAAACAGAUCUGCUACCAGACGCUGCUGGGCGUGGCCUACUGCCACAAGCAGGGCUGCCUGCACCGCGACAUCAAGCCGGAGAACAUCCUGCUCACCGCCCAGGGCCAGGUGAAGCUGUGCGACUUCGGCUUCGCCCGCAUGCUCAGUCCGGGUGAGAACUACACGGACUACGUGGCCACCAGGUGGUACCGGGCGCCGGAGCUGCUGGUGGGCGACACUCAGUACGGCACACCCGUGGACGUCUGGGCCAUCGGUUGCCUCUUCGCCGAGCUGGUGCGUGGCGAGGCCCUCUGGCCAGGACGCAGCGACGUGGACCAGCUCUACCUGAUCCGCAAGACGCUGGGCGACCUGCUGCCACGCCACAUCCAGAUCUUCGGGCAGAACGAGUACUUCAAGGGCAUCACGCUGCCAGUGCCGCCCACGCUGGAGCCGCUGGAGGACAAGAUGCCGGCCAAGUCGCAGCAGAACCCCCUGACCAUUGACUUCCUGAAGAAGUGCCUGGACAAGGACCCAACCAAGCGCUGGUCCUGCGAGAAGCUCACAAAGCACUCCUACUUCGACGACUACAUCGCCAAGCAGCGGGAGCUGGAGCACGUCAACAGCCUGGAGGCGGCCAAUCUCCGCCAGCAGCAGCUCGCCUCCCAGCAGUUCAUGCUGGCCACGGCCGCCCAGCAGCUCCAGACGGGUCCUGCCCAGGCGGCGGCCAUCGCGGCUGCCCGGGAUAAAUCAAAGACUUCAAACACAUCACUACCGCUGCUGCCUAGCACGCAGCAUCAUCACCACCCGCAUCAAGAUUACGUGAAGCUGCAGCCGCUGAACAAGAAUGCAAACCUGCUCCAUCGCACCGAGCAUCAUCUGCCCACAAUUUGAGUUUGAGUUGAGUGCGGGGAGAGAUUGUAACGAAGUAAGGUCCUUGAGCGGAAAUUGAGCCCGAAAUUUAACUUAUUUACUGCUGGGA
Messenger RNA from Drosophila teissieri, 1388 nucleotides. Its product is annotated as cyclin-dependent kinase-like 1. Gene Ontology annotation, biological process: protein phosphorylation. The transcript is spliced from 4 exons. Gene Ontology annotation, cellular component: nucleus. The record is from RefSeq and is a predicted model, not a curated record. NCBI's taxonomy places the organism in Eukaryota, Metazoa, Arthropoda, Insecta, Diptera, Drosophilidae. Gene Ontology annotation, molecular function: ATP binding; cyclin-dependent protein serine/threonine kinase activity. Bases 35 to 1300 code for a protein of 421 amino acids.